Fomitiporia mediterranea MF3/22 is the source of this 279-nucleotide messenger RNA. RefSeq lists its product as uncharacterized. The transcript has 3 exons. NCBI's taxonomy places the organism in Eukaryota, Fungi, Basidiomycota, Agaricomycetes, Hymenochaetales, Hymenochaetaceae. The record is from RefSeq and is a predicted model, not a curated record. Gene Ontology annotation, cellular component: nucleus; mitochondrion. Bases 1 to 279 code for a protein of 92 amino acids. Gene Ontology annotation, biological process: mitochondrion organization.
AUGUUUGCGCAAAUGGCGGCAAACAUGGGCUCUGUUGCUGCAGGUUCCGUCAUCGGUCAUGGCAUUUCUCGCGCUAUUUUUGGUGGAGGAGAGGCUGCUGCUGCACCCGCUCCGGAACAAGCUGCUCCAGCUGCUCCUGCGCAGCAGGCAUCGUCUGGUAUUAGCUGUGACGUUCAGGCAAAGAGCUUUACCCAGUGCUUGGAAAAGGCGGACUUGCCGAGCUGCACUUGGUACCUUGAGCAGCUCAAGGCAUGCCAAGCGGCUGCUGCACCUUACUGA